UGCCUCUUGAUACGAUGUGGUAAUUCGUUCAUUCAUUUCUUUCUCUCCUAUACAACCUCGAUACCACUCAACGUCCUCCUCCUCCUCCUCCUCCUCCUCCUGCACCUCCUUGCGUUCCCUCAUCCCCCUCCGCCAAUAACCUCUUCUUCCUCCUCCCUUCACCUCAGCUGGCAGCGCCGAAAACACAGGUCUGACUUGGUAGGACCCUUCACAGCUGGGCCAGUCAGGCUGCCGCCAUCUCCAAGAUAGCAACGUUACCCACAUCGCGCUCGGGGAAUAGUAGUUCUCUCACAGAAAGUGCCAAGCAUGAAGGGGCUGAUCAUAGCAUUCGCUACCAUUGUGGCCGUAUCGCACGGUGCACCUACCAACACUUUCACGGCCAGGGAAUACGAAGCUCUCCAACAAGCUCUCGGCAACCGAAUUCCCGUCGGCAUCCAAAGCGCCAUCAGAAUCUUGGCAGCCGAGGAGACCAACCCCACCGACUUCGUCGUCCUCAACUUCGACGGACUCAGAGGAGGAGGACCCUCCCUCAGGUCAUCUGCGGCGGUUCUAGGCAGUGCACUCAGUGCUAGAACUGGUGCUGUAAGUGGUGAGGAUGUAGCAGAAACCUUUAGCGAAGUGGCAGGGGAUGCAGUUGAAGAUGUCAGGGACACAGCAGAAGCAGCAGUUCAAGAAGCUGAGGUUGAAGCUGUUAACAGGAUUCUGAAAACAGAUGACACUGUCGCAGAACCAGACGUCAAUGAGGAGGCACCUGUGACUGCUGACUCUACUGGAGCAACUCAAUCGGAAUCUGUUGUUACUGAAGACAAUACCAACACUGUAACUGACAACGCAGCUACAAGGACUAAUGCAGAAGGCAUUCAGGAAACUGCAGAAGACACUCCAGAGGCUGCAUCACCUGGAACAGAAGCAGCAGUUCCAACAACACCAACUGCAGUGGAAACUGAAACAUCAGCUGUUAGCCGCAGUGGUCUAGCUGCUGACGCCGCAGAAGAAGCUGCUCCCGCCGCAGCAGCAGCAGUUGCAGCGGCCGCAGCAGCGGAAGAAGAGGCGGCAAGCGCAGUCAGUCCUUCGCAGAUCGCUGCUCAACUCGAAUUAGCGAGAAGGAAGCGACAGAACGAACAGAACGACGUCAAUGAUGAGUACGCCACGACGCUGUCCUUCGCACUCCAGUUCCUGGGGUUAGAACUAGGCGGCAACGUGGGACGUUUCCUUGACGAUAUAUUCAACGCGAAUUUGAAAUUUAUCGAAAACAUGCAAGGCACGGGAGAACUCGUGCUAGACCAAGUGGAUGGCUACUUGGCAAGAAACAGAAAUAAUACGAAGAAAUCGUCUUAGCUAAUGCACAGUUCAGACAAGGUCAUGAAAAUUUCGCCGGCUCUUCAGGCAGUGCAUUCAAUGUGACCUGUCAAUUUUUGCAUUACCCUCAUAGAAACUUCCUCUCUCUGUAAAUAGGAAGUUAUCUUUCAACCAACAUUUUUGCAAUGAACUACAUAUUUUAAAAAAUGCAUUACUGAAAAAUGCCUGCCAAUCUUUAUGAAAGCUAUACCUAUACAUACUUCCCGAGACCAUAAUAAUAUCCAUAAACUGACCGAUAAUUCCCCCCCAAAACAGCCCUUAACGUCUAAGGAUUUUGCCUCCAGGACCAACCGUGCCCGAAACUGGUUGCCCUCGGAGCAACUCCUCCUGGCCAUCCUCCUAGUCAUAAUAAAUACAAGGCUCUCUUUCUUUUUCCUUUAUUAAAAUCCCCCGAAUCUUGGCGCAAAUUAGCCGUAUGUAAUGCGUAGCUUGAUGAAAAAUUGACAAAAUUUUGCAUUCCGCUCUUGUAAGAUCCUACCUUCCAAUUAUUAUUCUUGUUUGCUUCACUGUCUCACCUAUGUUACAUAAUGUCACUUCUCGUAAGAGUAUGGUUACAAUAGGCUUAUAAAAAUGUAAAAAGAGUUCAAUUAGAAAGCAUGAAAGCCAAUAAUAUUCCUGUUAAAUUUCCCAUUUUGUGAUAAAGGCAUUAUGACGCAAAAGACAAAUUAAAUGUAGCUGUCAAUGGAAUAAAAAAAAAAUGCCAGGAAAUUACACUCAGUUCGGUCACUAACUUAGUGUGAUUUCCAGGCGGUUUGACUUGAUCAAUUCAGCUGUUGCUAUGAACAUAUGGAAAUUGGUACUCCAUACAUAAACAUUCGGUUUACCUGAAGUUCUGCUGAUACUAAAAGCUUCUGUCAAAUUCUGCAACUGCUCAGGUCAAAAGUUUUCGCAACAGUUAAAAAUAAAUAAAUUCUAUUCGAAAACUUUGCUGCUGAUCCCAAUGGAAUGGAUUUGUUACUUGAAUAAACACUACCCUAGAGACUGCUGGAAAACAUCCUGUACAUACUGUAGCCAAAAGUUUUUCUCAGAUGACUAGCUAAAUUUCCGCAGUUGCUUGGGAUAGAUUUCUGAGGGAGUUGGAGUAUUACUGUAGUACCUUUCUUAAGUAAAACAAGAACUGACUACGUGAAGGACAAAUUAGUUCCCCAAAGAAAAACUAACCAAGUAACUGCUUCUCCAAUAUUUACCUGCUUAUAAACUACGUAUUUAUAUACAUAGGUAAAAACUGCAAACACGUAAAGAAGACAAAUCCAUUCCAUAAAAAACACGUCAUGCUGUGACUGCCACCCCCCCCCCUUUUUGUUUUUACUUUUGCCGGGUAUAAUUGUUUUGAACGUGCAGCCAGCACCCAAAAACCUAUUAUUAAUACAUCAGUAUCUAUGUUCUACCUGUCUUGCAUAUAAAGGUUGUUAGUGUUAUAAAUAUUUAGGUUAUAUGUUCAAUAAGAAAGGUACGUUAAGUUAUUAUUAUAAAAUGUGCAAAAACAAUACAUUGUAAGAGCUAUACAGAGUAUGGCAAUAAAGUAUAUUAUCA
Molecule: messenger RNA, 2892 nt
Organism: Macrobrachium nipponense
Lineage: Eukaryota; Metazoa; Arthropoda; Malacostraca; Decapoda; Palaemonidae
Product: antifreeze protein Maxi-like
Exons: 8
Coding region: 307-1338 (343 amino acids)
Source: RefSeq, a predicted model, not a curated record